Molecule: messenger RNA, 1275 nt
Organism: Lentinula edodes (shiitake mushroom)
Lineage: Eukaryota; Fungi; Basidiomycota; Agaricomycetes; Agaricales; Omphalotaceae
Product: translocation protein
Exons: 3
Coding region: 120-941 (273 amino acids)
Biological process (GO): post-translational protein targeting to membrane, translocation
Cellular component (GO): endoplasmic reticulum; endoplasmic reticulum membrane
Source: RefSeq, a predicted model, not a curated record
UUCUUUAUCCGCUACAGGGUGUAUCACCCUCUGGGUUGUAUCUCGUUCAUUCAUACUGCAAAAUUCAUACUGCAAACAGAUACAUCCUCUCUUAUACGAACCCCCCGAAUUUGCCCAAAAUGUCGAUGGAACAGCAAGCCAAAGCUCCACCGGAUAUGAAGAAGGUGGCCCAAUUUUUACGAAGUGGAAAUGCAGGAGUCAAAGUGCGUGUGGGUGCUUUGAAUGGCAAGAGGAUCGACUACUUUAAGGGGAAAUCUGCGGUGAAAGCCCUUCUUUCACCAGCAUACGCGAAGCAAAAGAAUGUCCCGAAAAUUUCUACCGAAAUAGAGGCCCAAACCGUUUUGAAUGCUGUGAAUGCAUUCACAUUCUUCCUACGCGUUCAGCGCGGCGGUCCUUCGGGCUCCUCCUCUUCCUCUCCAAAAACUCUGCAGAUCAUACAGGAGCAAAAGUUUGCUCAGGAUGAAUACUACGCGUGGUUCUAUGAUGGAUCGCAGUGGACGACGUAUGCGGGUGGUAUCCUCAUGGUUGCAAUUAUGCUAGGAGGUGUUAUGUUCCCUCUUUGGCCACCCACUAUGCGUUUGGGUGUAUGGUACCUCAGUAUGGGAAUGCUUGGUCUCAUAGGGCUGUUCUUUGCUAUCGCCAUCGUGCGGUUGAUAUUUUAUAUCAUGACGGUCAUUGUCGCCAGCCCAGGAAUCUGGAUAUUCCCGCAAUUAUUCGCCGACGUUGGAUUCGUGGAAUCGUUCAUACCGUUAUGGGAGUGGGAUGUGCCGAAGAAGAAGUCGAAAAAGAAGAAGGGAGAUAAGCACAAAGACAAGUCAAGCGACGUGGAGAAAUUGAAAAAGAAUGGUGGAGCAUUUGUGGAAGAGGUCGAGGAUUCCGGGAAUUCCAGGCCUCAAAGCAGAACUGCAAAGGUUGAGGAGGUUGAGGAUGAAGAUGAUUAGAGGUACAUUACGACCCGAAUGUGUUGGGGCGGCUGCUGUUGUAAACAAGACAACUCUUGACGAUGUGGCUUACAUCUACGACUCUAUCUAUUUGUUUCUUUCGCGCUAAUGGGUCACGCUGUUUAUUUCUCUUUCGAUACACAAGUAAUACCGACCUCUCCAGGAUGAAACUCAGAGUAAUGCUACAUCCUUUGACUUUCUCUGUCCAUCCAAAGUAUUAUCGUUCGCUCGUUCGCCCCCAUUUUUCGGAUCGCGAAAACGUGAUUUUAUGCGCUGUAUAAAUGUCCGGUUUAUGUAAGUUACCAGCGAUCAGUCACAUGCUGGUCAAAGCGAG